Brassica oleracea var. oleracea is the source of this 3655-nucleotide messenger RNA. Its product is annotated as pentatricopeptide repeat-containing protein At1g06710, mitochondrial. Lineage: Eukaryota; Viridiplantae; Streptophyta; Magnoliopsida; Brassicales; Brassicaceae. Gene Ontology annotation, molecular function: protein binding. The transcript has 3 exons. Bases 33 to 2996 code for a protein of 987 amino acids. The record is from RefSeq and is a predicted model, not a curated record.
UCCUCUUCUAAACCCUAAUUUGUACGAUAGCGAUGCACAAAACAGUAGUAAGAUGCAUUCUUUCUCGUUCCCAUCAUCUUCUUAUUCAAUUCUCCACCAAUUCAUCUCUUAAUCGUUCUCUUCUCGACACAGUAUCCACCUGUAGCCGUUAUCUCACCUCUAGGUUUAUCUCCACUCCUCCGCCCGAUGAAAUGUACGGAUUCGACGAACCUUUCUCGCCUAACGAGCCGCGGGAAGUGGUGGGUUUCACUAAAGACUACACCUUUCUGCUUGAUUCUCUUGCUGACUCUCGAAAGCCCACAACUGAAUCACCACCCUCCAUUGAUGCCAUAGCCAUUGCAGAUACUAUUUCUAAUAGCGAAGACGUGUUCGGGAGCAAAUCCCAGAAGCUUCUUAGGCAAUUCAGAGAGAAACUUACCGAGAGCUUAGUAAUCGAAGCGCUGCGUUUGAUUGAAAAACCUUCCGCUGUUAUCAGCUUCUUCAUUUGGGCAGGUAGGCAGAUAGGUUACAAGCACACACCACCCGUCUACAAAGCUCUAGUAGACUUGAUUGUAACUGAUAAUGACGAAAAAGUCCCUGAAGAGCUCCUCCAGCAGAUCAGAGAAGACGACAAGGAGACCCUGGGGGAGUUUCUUAACGUCUUGAUAAGGAGACGCUGCAGGAACGGCUCCUUCAGCGUUGCUCUCGAGGAGCUAGGGAGGCUGAAGGAUUUUAGUUUCAGACCUUCGAGAUCUACUUAUAACUGCUUGGUCCAGGCUUUCUUGAAAGCUGGUAGUUUGGACUCUGCUUCUUUAAUUCAUCGGGAGAUGUCGGUUGCGAAUGUGAGUAUCGAUGGGUUUACGCUUCGUUGCUUUGCUUAUUCUCUAUGUAAAGUAGGGAAGUGGAGGGAGGCUCUAGCGUUGGUGGAAGCUGAGAGGUUUGUGCCUGAUGCAGUCUUUUACACGAAACUGAUAUCUGGUCUGUGCGAAGCUUCGCUUUUCGAAGAGGCGAUGGAGUUUUUGAAUAGGAUGAGAGCUGAUUCCUGUCUUCCGAAUGUGGUGACGUAUUCGACUCUGCUGUGUGGAUGCUUGAAUAAAAAACAGCUGGGGAGGUGUAAAAGGGUGCUUAGUAUGAUGAUGAUUGAAGGUUGUUAUCCGAGUCCCAAGGUUUUUAAUUCUCUUGUGCAUGCUUAUUGCACAACGGGAGAUCAUUCGUAUGCGUAUAAACUGUUGAAAAAGAUGGUUCAGUGUGGUCACAGGCCAGGGUAUGUUGUCUACAAUAUAUUGAUUGGUAGUAUCUGUGGUGGUGGUGAAGACUCGCUUAGUUCUGAUCUUUUGGAGUUGGCUGAGAAAGCUUAUACUGAGAUGCUUGCUGCUGGAGUUGUUCUUAAUAAGAUUAACGUAAGCAGGUUCACGAGGUGUCUUUGUAAUGCUGGCAAGUAUGAGAAGGCGUUCAGUGUCAUCCGCCAAAUGAUCGGUAAAGGAUUUGUACCUGAUAACAGUACCUAUUCCAAAGUCCUUGGUUAUUUAUGUAACGCGUCGAAAAUGGAAAUGGCGUUUCUGUUGUUUGGAGAGAUGAAAACUCGUGGCCUCGUUGCCGAUGUCUACACGUAUACCAUCAUGGUAGAUAGUUUCUGCAAAGCUGGAUUGAUCGAACAGGGUCGCAAGUGGUUCGAUGAGAUGAGGAGCGUUGGUUGUAAGCCUAACGUCGUCACGUAUACUGCUCUUAUCCAUGCUUAUCUUAAGGCUAAUAAGGUUGGUUAUGCGAAUGAGCUGUUUGAAGUGAUGAUAUCCGAAGGGUGUGUCCCCAACGUCGUUAUGUACUCUGCCUUGAUCGAUGGGCAUUGCAAAGCUGGACAGACGGAGAAAGCUUGCCGGAUUUUCGAGAGAAUGUGUGGGAGCAAAGAUGUUCCGGAUGUAGAUAUGUACUUCACGGAGCAGCACGAUGGCGAGCGACCAAACGUAGUUACGUACGGAGCUUUGGUAGAUGGUUUCUGCAAGUCGCAUAGGGUAGAGGAAGCUCGUAAGUUGUUGGAAGCUAUGUCCAUGGAAGGUUGCGAGCCGAAUGAGAUUGUGUAUGAUGCUCUUAUCGAUGGACUAUGUAAAGUAGGGAAGCUAGAGGAAGCGCAAGAAGUGAAAACUGAGAUGUCUGAGCAUGGAUUCACCGCGACCAUAUAUACUUACAGCUCUUUGAUUGAUCGUUAUUUCAAAAUGAAGCGGCAAGAUUUAGUCUCGAAGGUUUUGUCGAAGAUGCUUGACAGCUGUAAGCCUAACGUGGUUAUAUACACCGAGAUGAUUGAUGGCUUGUGCAAGGUUGGUAAGACUGAUGAAGCUUAUAAGCUUAUGAAAGUGAUGGAAGAGAAUGGAUGUCAGCCAAACGUUGUGACGUAUACGGCUUUGAUCGAUGGGUUUGGAGUGAUUGGUAAGAUAGAGACAUGCCUUGAGCUCUUAGAGAGAAUGGGUUCCAAAGGUGUUGCUCCAAACUAUGUUACUUAUAGGGUUUUGAUUGGUCAUUGUUGCGAAAACGGUAUGUUGGAUGUGGCUUACAAGCUUUUAGAAGAAAUGAAACAGACGCAUUGGCCUACACACGCUUCAGGAUACCGCAAAGUCAUUGAAGGAUUCAGUAAAGAGUUUGUAGAGUCUCUUGGGCUUCUAGAUGAGAUAGCGAAGGAUGAUACUGCCCCGUUUGUUUCUGUAUAUAGGCUUCUGAUUGAUAAUCUUAUUAAAGGUGAAAGGCUGGAGAUGGCUCUUACGCUUCUUGAGGAGGUUGCAACGUUGUCACCCACGUUGGUUAGCUACGGUAGCACGUACAGUAUGUUGAUUGAAAGCCUUUGCGUUGCUGAUAAAGUGGACAAGGCUUUUCAGUUGUUCUCGGAGAUGACGAAGAAAGGUGUCAGUCCGGAUAUGGAAUCGUUCUGUAGUCUUGUCAAGGGACUUUUCCGGAAUAGGAAGAUCAAUGAAGCACUUUUGCUUCUGGAUUUCGUAUCACAUAUGGUUUGUCCUCUUUCUCUCUAUUGAAUUUGAAAAGGGUAGUAAUAGUUUCCUCAAGCUUUUUUUCUUUGCAAUGUUCACAGUAGUUUAUACUGUUUGUGUAUUUUCCUCCUCCAUUGUAAUGCAGAUUGGUAAUUAUUUAUGGUAUCUCAUUGCUAAAUUGCCUCAAUUUUGCAGGAAAUUCAGUGGACAGAAGAAAAUAAUGGUAUCUGAUGGGUCUUAGGCUUAUUGAUUCAUUAUCCAUGAUGUCUAAUUCUGAUUUGAUCAGUUAGAUGGCUCUGAGCAUCCUAGUCAAAACCUGAGAUUUCCAAGGUUUUAGCAUCCUAAUCAAGGUUGGGAGCUAUGGAUUAACGUAUCGGGAAGAUCACUAGGAGCAUGGUGUUAUAUGCAGCAGCUUCUCCUUUGUACAUGGGUGUGAAAAUCUGUACUCGUAAUGGUUACAAGGUCUCAGUGAAGUUGAUUGACCUCCUUUGUACACACUACAACAGCAUCAAUGCUUUCGUUAAGAGAAGACAACAGUCGAUACAGAGGUAACAUGGAAGUAUAGUUUUCAAGGUGCAAUAUGGGGUCACAAAAUCAUCAUCAUAUCAUUGUGCCUUUAGUUUAUCUCUGUAGUUAGUUCACUUCAAAAGUUUUGAAAGAAAUGACAUUGUAAAGAGCAAUCAUUAUAUGCAAAAAUGCAACAA